AUGGAAUCCAAAUCUACUUAUUCACCAUUUAUUGAACAUUCAUUUCGUCGACUUUCUCUUCUCAUUCAUCAGCAAGAUCGUCUUCAUCCUAUAUCUAAUCAAUCAGCUGAACAGUCCCUCGACAAUUUACCACGAAAAACUCACAUUUCGAACGAUGAAUUGAUCUCCUUACCAUCGAAAUAUAAAUCCUUUUCUCGGGCAAGUCACGCGAAUGAGCCCAGAUAUCAUGUUGAGCCAAUGGCAAGAACACCGCGAACUUAUAUGCGUCCACCCAAACAACGAACAAUCGUUUCGUAUCGUUGUUCGUCAUCGCAAAUUUCUGAUCGAUCUGAAGCAUCUUUCAAUCAUUCGCUCGAAUCUCUAUGUUCUCCAACGGUAACAAAACAAGAAUCGAAUGAAUUACCCAUUCAUACUCCUCAUGAACGAAGUUUAUAUGAUAUGCAAUUUGAAAGAGAUCGUCAAAAUGAUAUCCGUGGAAGAUAUAAUGUUCCUGAACCAUUUCAACGCACAUGGUUACGACAACCACGUUAUGUGCCACAAGAACGACCGAGUUUUGGUGAAGUUCACCAAUCAAAAAGAAAAAAGAUUAGUCUUGUUUUUCAUGUAGAAGUUGAUGAAUAUAAUUUCAAAAUAAAAACUUUCCAAAACUCAGCCUUUGUUACUCGUUACACUGAUCAGUACACUGUUGUAUUCGAACAGAAAACAUAA
Adineta ricciae is the source of this 708-nucleotide messenger RNA. The record is from the annotation of a GenBank genome assembly. NCBI's taxonomy places the organism in Eukaryota, Metazoa, Rotifera, Eurotatoria, Adinetida, Adinetidae.